AUCUUGGCUGUUAUUUAAAGCCAAACCGCCGUGCGCACUUUCUCUGUCGGUGCCUUUCGCGUGCACACAUACAGGCUUACGGAGCGCGAGCCGCUCGCUCUCUCUCUCUCACUCACAGCUGCAGCCAGAGCGCGAGAGCAAGAAAGAGAGAGAGGGAGAGAGAGAGAGGGAAAGAGAGAGAGGGAGAGAGAGGGGGAACAGAGCGAGCGUUCGAGACACGCAGACAGAGGCGCGCGAGGAGAGGAGAGAUGAAACUCGUCGGCGCGGUUUACGUCCUGCUUCUGCUUCCCGCGUGCAGCUUCAACAGCAGCUAUGAAGUGCUGGAGAAGAAGCUGAAGGAGGUGUUCACAGAGAGGACGGGGAUUCUGCGACAACUCUCCAAAACAUCAAAGGAGCUGGACAGCAUAAAGGGCAACCUGCAGUCUCUGAAGAACGACGACGCCGUGCCCAAAAAGGAUGUGCAGAGGAUUCUGGAGCUCAGUCACAAACAAAGAGAAGAGAUGAAGUCUCUACAGACGGCUCUUCAAAAACAACUGGACGAAGCGGCUGAACGAGCGGAGAAACAGCAAGCCACGAUCAAGUUUCUGAAGAUGGAGAUGGAGAAGAAGACCAAAAUCAUCAAAGAUCUGCAGCAGGAGAACAAAAGCUUGAAGAACAAACUUCUUUCUGGGAAUAAACUCUGUGACAUUCAUGCAGAAGAGUCCAAAAAAAUCCAGGCCCAACUGAAAGAGCUGAGGUACGGAAAAAAGGAUUUAAUUUUCAAGGGUCAGCAGCUAAUGGAUCUGGAGAACAAGCUGAGAGUCGCCAAAGAAGAGCUGGAGAAAGCAGCUCUGGACAAGGAGUCACAGCUGAAGGCCCUGAAGGACACCGUCCAUAUCUGCUUCUCAUCUGUCCUACACAGCCAGACGGUCAGUUUACACAGACUGCCGGCCACGCCCACCCACCUGAUGAGAUACUCGCCCCUGGUCAACAACUCCAGAGUCACCUUCCAGCAACCACACGCCAAGGACAUCCCAAAAGUUCCCAGAAUCACAACAAGUAAAUUGCCCGUGAAUGUGGAGGUAAUGAGGAGAGAUCCUACAGGAGUCAAGGACUGCCAGAUGGUAAAGGUGGGGGCCGAGUGUUUCCAGAACCAGACUGAGAGAACAUCUGUGGAGAAAACAAAGACUGGCCACAACCAGAGUCUGUGGCCCGUGACUUCAAAUAUAUUUCUCCUUCUGGCCCCCAACAAAAAAAGUUUGGACACCCCUGGUGUAACAGCCCCGGAGCUCAGAGAGCAGCGGACACGGCAGCGCACGGACGCCGGCGGACAGCGGCAAGACGGAGAGCGGCCCGGAAAAUACGCACCUGGACAAACACAACUAAGAGACAAUGAGAUAGCAGAUCUUCUGCAUGGUAGAGAUGAAGCCAGAUCAGUUUAAGACCCCCUAUCUCUCACUCACUCAGAGCAUAAAAGCACACACACACACACACACACACACAUACACAUAUACACACACAUACAUGCACAAAAGAGGAUCGCCCUGGGAAAAAGCAGUGUCUUUGGAUUUCAUUGGUUCAAAUUGAGUCAAAUGGUUUCUCUAGAAUAAAACCUCUAAAUAUAUAUAUAUAUAUAU
Messenger RNA from Astyanax mexicanus (Mexican tetra), 1616 nucleotides. It is a transcript of the gene luzp2, whose product is annotated as leucine zipper protein 2. The coding region runs from base 249 to 1421 and encodes 390 amino acids. NCBI's taxonomy places the organism in Eukaryota, Metazoa, Chordata, Actinopteri, Characiformes, Acestrorhamphidae. The record is from RefSeq and is a predicted model, not a curated record. The transcript has 13 exons.